Molecule: messenger RNA, 2849 nt
Organism: Ochotona curzoniae (black-lipped pika)
Lineage: Eukaryota; Metazoa; Chordata; Mammalia; Lagomorpha; Ochotonidae
Gene: CPB2
Product: carboxypeptidase B2
Exons: 11
Coding region: 1428-2708 (426 amino acids)
Biological process (GO): fibrinolysis; proteolysis
Molecular function (GO): zinc ion binding; metallocarboxypeptidase activity
Source: RefSeq, a predicted model, not a curated record
CCUUCUGUCACACUGCCUUCUGAAUAAAUAAAUACAUAAAUAAGUAUUGAUAAGUAAAUAUCAUUUAUUUUGCAUCAUUACUGCGUAUCCCAGUGUAGCUUCACCGCCAUAAAAAUGCUCUGUGCUCAGCCUGUCCAUCCUUCCCUGUCUCCCUCAUCCCCUCUUCCAGUACCACAGCCCUCUCAGCCUGGCUGCCUUCACUUGGCACUGUGUGAUAAGCCCCUGCAUGCCUGGGUGGGCCUUGACAGCUCCUUUCUUUUGAUAAUGUCACCUUUGCUUUUGUUCCUGUCUUGUUGACAUCUCUUUUUACACAUAUUCUAUUUUUACCUUUUGUAGAUUAUUUUGUUUUAGAUGUGUACAGGGUCAUGAAAUGUAUGGAGCAAAACAUGAUUUGAGAGUUUAGUGGGGAGAUUUCUGUUUAUUUUUUGCCUUUGCUACAUUGCAUCUGACUCUUUGCUCUAAGGAACUGAACAUUGUGGUGCAGUAGAUUAAACUUUUGCCUCUGUUGCUAACAUGCUGUGUGAGCAUCAGUUCAAGCUACUGGCAGUUGUAGCCAUUUGGGGAAAUGAACCAGUGGAUGAUUGUAUGUCCCUCUCCUUCUCUUUCUCCCCCUUUCUCCAUUUUUCAAAUAUGAAAAAUGAAUCUUCUGAAACGUGAAAAAACAUCCUGACCUCAAGAACAUUGGAAUGUGUUUAUCAAUGUGGCCUUGUACUAGACAAAAUGUUACAUGAUGCUACCUCAAAGUAAUGGGUAGAUGGCCUUAAAUUAUAGGAUGUUUAAUAUGGUGACCUUUUCCCAGUGAACACAAUUCAGAGUCCCCUUAUAUCUUUACCACUCAAACAAGCUACCACAACCUUAUGCUCCCUCUUGUGUUUGAGCUUACUGUUCCACAAAGUCAAGAACAGUCUUUGUGAAUGGAGAUUCUGCCAUCGUCUGUACAAGCUCUGCUUUAUAGUCUUGCAUUGGUCACAGAUUUGAGAAAUUCACCUUCUAUGUCUUCAUUUAAAUUGAAAGUGUUGAGAAAGAAAGGUGCAAAGGGAGACAUUUCCGGUACUUCCCUGGAGCCCUCCCUCAACGUGGACUAUGUCCUGUCGUUGGUCGUCUAUGCCAUAGUUCCUCAAUGAGCCAGGCAAUAUCUCGCUACCUUGCUCUCUUUCUAUUCUUAGCCUUGUCUUCCCAGAAAAGUAACACUUUCUAGAUAGUCUGAAAGAAGAACAAUCCUUACUAUACUUUAUUUAGAAGGGUGCAGUUAUCAAAAACCGAGCUACCAAAUUUGUACUUUUCCUUUGGGGAGUGGAAAUGAAAGUUAAGCUGAUUGAUCCCAGGAGAAAACAUGCAGUUAUAUUUUAACCAGUGUAUAAAGAAGGCUGUCAUGCAUUCGCCUAACAGGAUCUUUCACUUCAGAGACUUUCGUUGUACAGAAAACGAUGUUUGGGAUGAAGCUUUGUAACGUUGCAGUGUUUGUGGCUGUCAUUCUCUUCUGUGAGCAGCAUGUCUUCGCAUUUCAAAGUGGCCAGGUUUUAUCUGUUCUUCCUAGAACCUCUAGGCAAGUUCAAGUUCUGCAGAAUCUCACUACAGCAUAUGAGAUUGUUCUCUGGCAGCCAGUCACAGCUGAGUUCAUUGUGAAGCAUAAAGAAGUCCAUUUUUUUGUGAAUGCAUCUGAUGUAAGCAAUGUAAAAGCCCAUUUAAACGUGAGCAGAAUUCCAUUCAGUGUAUUGGUGGAAGAUGUGGAAUAUCUCAUCCGACAGCAGACAUCCAAUGGCACAGUCAACCCCCGGGCAUUCUCAGCGUACUACGAGCAAUAUCACUCAUUGAAUGAAAUAUAUUCUUGGAUAGACUUUAUAACUGGGAAGUAUCCUUACAUGAUUACAAAAAUCCACAUUGGAUCCUCAUUUGAGAAGAAGCCACUUUACGUUUUAAAGGUUUCAGGACAAGGACAAGAAGCCCGAAAUGCCAUAUGGAUUGACUGUGGAAUCCAUGCCAGAGAAUGGAUCUCUCCCGCAUUCUGCUUAUGGUUUAUAGAUUAUGUAACUAAAUCCUCUGAGGAAGAAAGGCCAUCUAACAGUCUUCUGAGGCAUGUGGACUUCUAUGUUAUGCCAGUGAUGAAUGUGGAUGGUUAUGACUACACAUGGAAAAAGAACCGAAUGUGGAGAAAGAACCGUUCUUCCCAUGAAGGCAAUCGUUGUGUUGGAACAGACCUGAACAGGAAUUUUGCUUCCAAACACUGGUGUGGGGAAGGUGCCUCGAGUUUCUCAUGCUCAGAGACCUACUGCGGACUUUACCCCGAGUCAGAGCCAGAGGUGAUGGCAGUGGCUAAUUUCCUGAGAAGAAACAUCGACCACAUUAAAGCUUAUAUCAGCAUGCAUUCAUACUCCCAGAAGAUUGUCUUUCCCUAUUCCUAUAAUAGAAGCAAAACCAAAGAUCAUGAGGAGCUGUCUCUAGUGGCACAUGAAGCAGUUCGUGCUAUUGAGAGAACGAACAAAAACAUCAGGUAUACCCAUGGCAGUGGCUCAGAGAGUUUAUACUUAGCUCCUGGAGGUUCGGACGACUGGAUCUAUGAUUUGGGCACCAAAUACUCGUUCACCAUUGAACUUCGAGACACGGGCAGGUACGGAUUCUUGCUUCCAGAGCGCUUCAUCAAGCCCACGUGCACAGAAGCCCUAGCCGCGGUCCUUAAAAUAGCUUGGCAUGUGGUCAGGAACGUCUGAGGCCUUGGACUUGGGGCUCCCCUCGUUUAACUCACAGCUUCUAACCGGGCCACAUCACUGUACCAGCGUCCAAGCUUCAUCCGAUCCGGUGCUUCCCUAAUCCUUGGUUUCAUCAAAGAACAAAAUAAAUGUGACUUGGAA